This is a messenger RNA of Dibothriocephalus latus, 996 nucleotides long. The record is from the annotation of a GenBank genome assembly. Lineage: Eukaryota; Metazoa; Platyhelminthes; Cestoda; Diphyllobothriidea; Diphyllobothriidae.
AUGGGUAAUGUUGAAGCCACUCCGGAAAGUCUAGAUCCUCCCACGGACUUCCGUGAUCAUGCCUCGGAUGCUGUCAGUAGAAAGAGCAGUCUAGAAACCACUACCGCAUCUCGACGAUCAGCCAACAAUGGAAAUCAGAAUGUUUCAUCAGCACUUUCUUCAAUUACUUCGCUGCCUUGUGGUAGCGGCACAUCGUCACUCUGGGGCAAAGAAGAAAUAGAUGAUACGUAUCACGAACAGGGUGAUUUUCCAAACUCGAUCACUCAGGGGGACUUGCUUCAGCAGACUACUGAUGAUCAUCUGUCCGAUGUGAAUAGAAAUAACCGCCGAAGCGGGACUCUGGAACUCCUGGCCAAGGCGUCCGCGCAGCUAAAAGAACUACGCCUAAGCCUCUCAGGUCACCCGCCUUCGGCGAAAGAGGCCAAUGAGCUAGCAGUUGUUAGUGCGCAGGUUAUCGAACCUUGGGAGGAGAAAGGCAUCUCCUCACUCUCCUCCAAUGGCCUUUUGCGGUCCAACGAGGGGAAAGUUUACAGACCAAGAAGCCUCUCAGAGAACUCCGGUCCCGUGGCUUUGAGGCCUAUCGUGGUCGCUCGUAAGCGUCAACAACGUCCAGAAAAACCCACCAGGAAGUCUGUAAACAUCUUCGGAACACCACUGUCGCAGAACCAGAGGAAGCACACUGUUCUGGCCUGCCUUCACGCCGAGACGCCAGAUGCUAGUCAGUCGGUUCUGCCCGCAAAGCCGAAAUUUCGGCGUCGAUUCUUCCUGCCUGAGAUGGCCCAGAUUGAGGAGAUGCUCUUCGAUAGCCACGACAGGCGCGUGAAAGCCAUCUGCUCUCGCUACCUCUGCGACCUCAAGGUCUACUCGAAAAUUCUGCACGGUGGAUGCUUACGCAACGUAAUCGUUCUCUCCGCCUGUCACAUGGAAUCCCUGCGUAAGUGCGUUCGAGCUUUGGACUCGCGAAUGAACUGGUGUCUCACAGCACAACUGAAAUAG